AUGCCCAACGGGGCGGCCUCAAACACCAAUGCAGUGAACCUCAAAAACUGUCGGGCACUGCAGGGCCUAGUGAAGAACGCGGCCGUGGGCAACGUGCUUUCACGCACCAUCGGCACUCGCCACGUGGCACCGUCGCUUCGGCAGCGCCCCGUACGCCGCGCCGCUGCGUGGUUUGGCGAUUAUGACGAUGACGUGAGCCAUCUCUUUUCUACACUCAUCGAGCUGCGCCCGGCCCAAUGCCCGGCACAAUUGUUGGCUGCCACCGCCGGACAUGCCUCCACUCCCCCUGUGCAGAAGGAUAAACACGGGAACAACGCGCCUGUCACGGAGAGCUCUGCCGACGAUGAGGAGUUGCUCGAGGGCUUCUACCCCACGGCGUACCUAGUUGAGACAGGGCAUCGUGCCUCCAGUAGCAUCGUCUUCAUGCAGAAGAAGGAGGACAGUUUUUCUGGCAGCAACGCCGCACAUUGUGCGGGUAGUGUCGCCGAUCGCGUGGUCCCCGCAUAA
Trypanosoma rangeli is the source of this 507-nucleotide messenger RNA. RefSeq lists its product as uncharacterized. The transcript has a single exon. NCBI's taxonomy places the organism in Eukaryota, Euglenozoa, Kinetoplastea, Trypanosomatida, Trypanosomatidae. Bases 1 to 507 code for a protein of 168 amino acids. The record is from RefSeq and is a predicted model, not a curated record.